AUGAGUUCCUAUUUUGUAAACUCAACUUUUCCCGUGUCUCUACCGGGAGGACAGGACUCUCUCCUGGGUCAGAUACCGUUAUAUUCCUCGGGAUACACCGAUCCGUUAAGACAUUACUCCAGCGCGGCCACAUAUGGAGCGGCCAACAUGCAGGACAAGGUUUACCCGGCGUCCUACUACCAGCAGACGAGCGCGGCGGCCGCGGCCAUCUACGGGAGGGCCGGCGGCGGAGCGCCCUGCGACUACAACCACGUCGGGACUUUCUACAAGGACGCGGAGGGCUCGUGCGCCUUCUCGAGCCGCGACGACCCGCCGUUGUUCGUCACUCAGGAGCAGCGCAAAGCGGAGUGCCCGGAGCAGCCUGUCAGCAUGGGCAGCAGCCUCGACGACAAGUCCUCCACGCUCAUCUACCCGUGGAUGCAGCGUAUGAACGCCUGCUCCGCCGACACACCACUACAGAUUUCGAGUGCACUCUCAGGUCCAUUUGGCAACAGUGGCCGCAGGGGCCGACAGACCUACACCCGCUACCAGACCCUGGAGCUGGAGAAGGAGUUCCACUUCAACCGCUACCUGACCAGGAGGCGCCGGAUAGAGAUCUCGCACGCCCUGUGUCUCACGGAGAGACAGAUCAAGAUCUGGUUCCAGAACCGCAGGAUGAAGUGGAAAAAGGAGAACAAGCUCCUCAAUCCCUCAAAGACACCCGAGGAAGAGGAGGAGGAGCAGGCGGAGAAAAAGAGCUAAACAAUUUUUAAAAAGGACACUGAAGGAAAGGCAUGUGUGUGUGUGACACUCCCAAAAUAAAAAUGCUGUAUUAUUUCUUUGUAGAUAAAAUGCUGCGAAUCCCAUGUUAGAGACGUGAAGAGCGAUAGGCUUUAUUUCAGUGUGCACGGUGAUCAUGUCUGCAUUAGGUGUAAACAGGUCCUCCUCUUGUCUGUCCUUGUGCUCGUGUCUUUAUUUAGGGGACUAUGCAAAAUCCGCCAAAAUGUACAUAAUUUGUAGUGUUUAGUUUUUUUGGACAUUGUCGUUACCUCAUUCUCGUGAAGGCCUCCUGAGUUUGACUUUGUCCCUCUCUGUGUUAUGUCCUCUUCUACAUCUCGUGGUGUUAGCGCUUCUACUCGUUGUCUUACAGCGGUGCCAUCGAAACUGACAUCUGUACAGACCAGAAAUGUUACAUGUUAUUUAUUAUUGUUCACCUCGUGUUGAAUGCACA
Messenger RNA from Pseudoliparis swirei, 1210 nucleotides. It is a transcript of the gene hoxb6b, whose product is annotated as homeobox B6b. The coding region runs from base 1 to 741 and encodes 246 amino acids. Gene Ontology annotation, molecular function: RNA polymerase II cis-regulatory region sequence-specific DNA binding; DNA-binding transcription factor activity, RNA polymerase II-specific. NCBI's taxonomy places the organism in Eukaryota, Metazoa, Chordata, Actinopteri, Perciformes, Liparidae. Gene Ontology annotation, cellular component: nucleus. The record is from RefSeq and is a predicted model, not a curated record. The transcript is spliced from 3 exons. Gene Ontology annotation, biological process: regulation of transcription by RNA polymerase II; anterior/posterior pattern specification.